AUGGCAUCGGCAGACGUUGAGUCGCCGCGCCCAGAGCGCCGCGAGCGCGACGGCGAAUCUGCCGACGAACGCGACAUCAGCGACCGUCGACCACGCCACGAUAGCGAUGGCGAGCGCCCACGCGAUCGUGGUCGCGAUCGAGCUCGCCCAGAUAGCUACCGUCCAGCGCCCAAGGAACGUCGUCCGAGCCCGCCUGCGAAGACUGAGGAGGAGAAGCAGGCUAUCGCGAAGGCCGAGUACGAGAAGCUCCUUUCGAUGCGAUCCGGUGGCACGUACAUCCCGCCUGCUCGACUGAGGGCGCUCCAGGCUCAAAUUACCGACAAGAGCUCGAAGGAAUACCAGAGGUUGAUGUGGGAGGCGCUGAAGAAGAGUAUCAACGGUCUGAUCAACAAGGUCAACUACUCCAACAUCAAGCACAUCGUCCCCGAGCUGUUUGGCGAGAACCUGAUCAAAGGCCGCGGUCUUUUCUGCCGCUCCAUUAUGAAGGCGCAGGCAGCAAGUUUGCCGUUCACGCCCGUCUUCGCGGCCAUGGCCGCCAUCGUCAACACGAAGCUCCCAGCGGUCGGCGAACUCCUAGUGAAGCGCCUCAUCAUGUCCUUCCGCAAGGGCUUCAAGCGCAGCGACAAGGCUGUCUGCGUCUCCUCUACGACAUUCUUGGCGCAUCUCAUCAACCACCAAGUCGUCCACGAGAGACUUGCUGGCCAAAUGCUCCUGCUUCUCCUGCACAAGCCGACCGACGACAGUGUAGAGAUUGCCGUCAACUUCUUCCGCGAGGUCGGACAACACUUGCAAGACAUGCAGCCCGCGAUUGCUAUGGCGGUUUGGGACCAGUUGAGAAACGUGUUGCAUGAGGCCGAUAUCGAUAAGCGCGUGCAGUACAUGAUUGAGGUGCUCUUCCAGGUUCGUAAGGACAACUUCAAGGACAACCCGCCUAUCAAGGAGGAGCUGGAUCUGGUGGAAGAAGAGGAUCAGAUCACGCAUAUGGUCGAUCUGGAUGGCGAGAUCGAUGUUCAGGAUAGUGUGAACAUCUUCAAGUUCGACCCGCAGUGGGAAGAGCACGAGGAGGCUUACAAGAAGCUGAAGGCUGAGAUUUUGGGAGAGGGCAGUGACUACGAGGAUGAUGACGACGAAGAUGAGAGCUCAGAGGAGGAAGAGGACGAGGAGGAGAAGGCCAUGGAGAUCAAAGACCAGUCUAACACCGACUUGGUCAACCUCCGACGAACGAUCUACCUCACGGUCAUGUCGUCGAUCGACCCCGAGGAAGCAGUCCACAAAUUGCUCCGAGUCAACCUUCCCGCGGGACAGGAGCCAGAAUUGCCCUCCAUGAUUGUGGAGAUCUGCUCUCAGGAGAAGACAUACUCCAAAUUCCACGGUCUCAUUGGAGAGCGCUUUGCUAAGCUCAACCGCUUAUGGACUGGCCUUUUCGAGGACUCUUUCGUCGACUACUACAACAAAAUCCAUCGCUACGAGACGAACAGGUUGCGCAAUAUCGCGCGCUUCUUCGCUCACCUACUGGCUACCGAUGCCAUAGGCUGGCAUGUUCUGUCCGCCAUCCACCUCAACGAGGAAGAGACAACCAGCAGUUCCAGAAUCUUCAUCAAGAUUCUUUUCCAGGACAUUUCCGAGGAGAUUGGCAUGGCGAAGCUCCAAGUGCGCAUGAAGGACGAAAUCCUUCAACCCAGUUUCACCGGCUUGUUCCCAAGAGACAACGCACGCAACAUUCGCUUCUCCAUCAACUACUUCACCAGUAUCGGCAUGGGAGCCCUCACCGAGGCAUCGCGCGAGUACCUUCAGAACAUGCCCAAGCCGGCGUUGCCCGCCCCCGCAGCCGCCGACGAAUCGGACUCCGAGUCGAUCAAGGUCAAGGUCUCCGAGACGCGUCACAGAUCGCAGAAACUCAGUGUCUAG
Messenger RNA from Colletotrichum chrysophilum, 1908 nucleotides. It is a transcript of the gene CWC22, whose product is annotated as pre-mRNA-splicing factor cwc22. NCBI's taxonomy places the organism in Eukaryota, Fungi, Ascomycota, Sordariomycetes, Glomerellales, Glomerellaceae. The transcript has 2 exons. Gene Ontology annotation, cellular component: catalytic step 2 spliceosome. Bases 1 to 1908 code for a protein of 635 amino acids. The record is from RefSeq and is a predicted model, not a curated record. Gene Ontology annotation, molecular function: protein binding; RNA binding. Gene Ontology annotation, biological process: mRNA splicing, via spliceosome.